Molecule: messenger RNA, 1761 nt
Organism: Sclerotinia borealis F-4128
Lineage: Eukaryota; Fungi; Ascomycota; Leotiomycetes; Helotiales; Sclerotiniaceae
Source: the annotation of a GenBank genome assembly
AUGGGGACUACGAUAGAGGAGCUGGAAGGCAUGUUCGACGACCACCCCUCAUUAAACGCAUCUCUGCAGGAUUUCGAACAAGGAAGCAUAGAGAUAGAUCACAGCAACCCGCCUCGUCGUUUUGGCUAUCCUUCCCAACAUUCGGGCUUCCGCAGCGACACGGACUCGGAGGACGACAUCAGGGACUCGGUAUCCAGAGGUGGUUACAGUCCGCCAGCAUGGAGACGAGAGGAAAACGGCAACCGAAGCAGCGGCUUCUGGAAUCGGCAUAACAAUAUACUUGGCAAGAGGUACAGGGAACUUUCUAGAGAAAGUAGUCCAGAAUAUGAAAGUGCUGAUGAGGGUGGUAAACCUGAUCCAACUCUUGCGGCAGCGGUAAGAACGAGGUUGCCCACUGGUUCAUUGUCGCCGGAGAAGAAGAGAAGUCCGUCGCCUGAUCCAAAACCUUUUAGGACUAUUAAUUUUCGAAAGACAAAUGGUGCGGCGGUGAAGAAGGAAAAUGGCCACGAAGCUGCACUCGUACCUUCGAUGGGGAACCCGAACAACUUUAUUCGAUUCGCAUUCAAAACUGAAGUACAACAUCGUACAGAACCUUUCGAAACUGCAUUUACAACCAUGAGUCUAAAGUUUGAGAAAAUCAUGAGUUCAUGGGCUUCAGUAUGCAGUGCCCUUGUGAUAGCGAUCAUUUCUAUCUUGACACUACGAACACUAUUUCAACCUUCACAAUUACCACCAGUACCGGAUCUUAUCAAGGUCGCAGGACUCGCCAGAGCUUUUGAACCUCUAAUAUUCUAUUCCGAAAAUGGAAUUCGGCAAAUUGGUGAUAUUCAACAAACCGGAAUUGCUGUCUGGGAUCUUGGCGAGAGUGUACGCUCAACCAAUAUGACUUCCGCACCAGUCAUUGUUGCGGAGCUCGAUGAACUGAGUGAAACUCUCACACUCUUGUCUGAAGAGUUAACCAGAUUCUUUGCUAACGUAGACGGAGACGUCGAUGGGAUCUUGAUCGUCAUGGAUUGGGCCAAACGGGAACUUGCUCAACUCAACCAUCUUCCACCAUCACCUCUCAAUUCAGCCUUUGAUAACAUACACACACUCCUAAGUCGAGUAGGUGUCUUUGAGACUUCAACUGGUACUCCAACCAGAAUCGGCGUUGUCGCAACAAACAUAUUCGGCAUGUCAUCGCCUCAAAGAACACGCCAAACUCUUCAAAGAACAUUCAACGAGUUUCUCUCGGUUCUCGAAGAUGCUAUCAGUUCCGAGCUCGAUCAUGCUCUUGGUCUCUUUCGUAUCUUCGAGAAGAUUGAUCACCAAUUCAAAGCACUAUCUCGAAGCGCCUCCCGCGAACUAGACACCCAAGAAAUGGAUGAAGAUAAACUUCUCUCUUCACUCUGGACCAAGAUCCUCGGUCCUUCUUCUACCACCAUCCAUAAAUUCGAAAAGAAUAAAAAACUCCUCGCCAAUAUACGUUCCAAAACCAUCCAAAACAAAUCCGUCCUUCUCGACCAUAACGGAAAGCUAUUAACUUUACGAGCAAAUCUAGACUAUCUAAGAAAAAAACUAGUUAGUCCGCUCGUAAGGACCAAUAGUAGCACGAUCCGAGUAGAAGAGCAAAUCCAAGGUCUAGAAGAUGCAAGUGGAUAUUUAGGAAAGGUCAGGGCAACGCAAAAGGGGAAGUUGAUGGAAAUGUUGUAUGGUGCUGGGAGUGGUAGUGCGAGAAAAGUAGCUGGAGCAAAGGUUGAGAUUGAGGGGCGAUGGGAAUAA